UUCCAGUCUUUGCUUCCCAUUUUGUAACGUGCAGUACAUACGUCUAAUGAGGUACUGACGUUUUUGGGUCCUAUUUUAAUUUGGUCCGGGUCCAUUAACACGUUUUUUAGACCGAACGUUCAUUUAAUAGCGGGACUAAGGACAUAAAGGGUCUGAAAAACAUCACGAAUCCUGCUAGUCGAGAAAAUAUAGCUUUACGUUGUGAGGAAGAAGUGGAAGAAAGAAAGUUGUGGGAAAGAAAGAGAAGUACUGACGUCCCGCUGCGGUGUCGCAUGGCCGACGUGUGCAUUUCGAAAUCUAUCGUCGCGUGGUAUUCGCCGUGCAGCAGGUAUAGACGUUAAAGAGGAAUUGCACGUGGCAAGACGAUCCUAGAAAGGAACAUACACACAAAAAGCGAACCUGUGGUACCCGGUUUUCGCGAGGACGCGGGCCACUUUAAUCUUUCCAACGAACUUCCUCGAUAAAUCUGCCGACACGUAUUAAAUCCGACGAAGAUCUCAGAAGCCGCGACCACGCGACUCUACGCACAGCAAUGUCCAACGAGGAAACUUCCGCCGACCGCAAUGUCGAAAUCUGGAAAAUAAAGAAACUCAUAAAGAGUCUCGAAAUGGCUAGAGGGAACGGUACCAGUAUGAUUUCAUUAAUUAUACCCCCUAAAGACCAAAUAUCAAGAGUAAGCAAGAUGUUAGCUGAUGAAUUUGGAACUGCGUCUAAUAUUAAGUCCCGUGUAAAUAGAUUAUCGGUUUUGGGUGCAAUUACAUCUGUACAACAUAGGUUAAAAUUAUAUACCAAAGUGCCUCCAAAUGGCCUGGUAAUAUAUUGUGGUACUAUUGUGACCGAAGAAGGCAAAGAAAAAAAAGUCAAUAUUGAUUUUGAACCAUUUAAACCUAUUAAUACUUCUUUAUAUCUUUGCGAUAAUAAGUUUCAUACAGAAGCCCUUACUGCAUUACUAGCGGAUGAUAAUAAAUUUGGAUUUAUUGUUAUGGAUGGUAAUGGGGCUUUAUUUGGUACUCUUCAAGGAAAUACGCGUGAAGUUUUACAUAAAUUUACUGUUGACCUUCCUAAAAAACAUGGUAGAGGAGGCCAGUCAGCUCUUCGUUUUGCACGGUUACGUAUGGAAAAACGACAUAAUUACGUCCGAAAAGUAGCUGAAGUAGCUACACAACUUUACAUUACCAAUGACAAGCCUAAUAUUGCUGGAUUGAUAUUAGCAGGAAGUGCAGAUUUUAAAACAGAACUUAGUCAAUCAGAUAUGUUUGAUCCUAGAUUGCAAGCAAAAGUUAUAAAGUUAGUUGAUGUGUCUUAUGGAGGGGAAAAUGGUUUCAAUCAGGCCAUUGAAUUAGCAGCUGAAUCUUUACAAAAUGUAAAAUUCAUUCAAGAAAAAAAACUCAUUGGUCGUUAUUUUGAUGAAAUAUCUCAAGAUACUGGAAAAUAUUGUUUUGGCGUAGAAGAUACAUUAAGAGCUUUGGAAUUAGGUAGUGUAGAAACGUUAAUUUGUUGGGAGAAUUUAGAUAUUCAACGAUAUGUUCUAAAAAAUCAUACAAAUGCAGAAGAGAAAGUAUUACAUUUGACACCGGAACAAGAAAAAGACAAAACUCAUUUUACAGAUAAAGAGAGUGGAGUAGAAUUGGAACUUGUGGAAUGUCAACCACUACUUGAAUGGCUUGCGAAUAAUUAUAAGAGUUUUGGUGCCACCUUGGAAAUUAUUACAGACAAGUCGCAGGAAGGAUCACAAUUUGUCAGAGGGUUUGGUGGAAUAGGAGGAAUCCUCCGCUACAAAGUUGACUUCCAGUCACUGCAGGCCGAUGAGCCUCUUGAUGAUGUUGACCUCGAUGAUUACUAAUUUCAUCCAUGAGAUACUCAAAGUCAACCAGCUCGCAUACUGGGAAAGGUAUUCUACGUUACAAAGUGGACUUUCAAAGUAUGCAGCUGGAAGACAUUGAAAUUGAUAGUUUCGAUCUGGAUGACUAUUAAAUUCCCGAUUUGACAAAAACACGAUCCUCUUAGCUUCGAAAUGGAAAAUAGCACGUACCUCUUUGCAUUAUAUUUCAAGAAAACUAUGCAAAGAUGCACGUUGCAAAAUAAUUAUUUGAUGCGGUACAUAGGGUAUCAUCAGGAAAUUAUUGUCUAGACUAUGAACAUCAAGCAGCUAGCAAUUUACACAGGACAGUGCGGAAAAAAUGGUGCGUUGGUAACAGUUCAUAUCUGUUAAUAACAACAAAGGCAACUCGAAGACUGUGACACUUAAUUAAGCCAGCUUGAUAUCUGCCUACUCCACACAUUACCUACUAUGUUCUUUGAUUAUUCACAUGGAUUUAUUUAAUAACUCGCUCAAACAAUGGUAUCAUGUAGAAUUGUACAGUAUAUGAUUUGAGGUAUAUCAUUUUCUCUCACAUCGACGUUUAUCAUCUUGUCAUCGUGCUAUUAAAAAAAGUGGUUAUUCAUAAAUACAGUUCUAGCAUAAUUUUUGUUCACAUACGAUCAUGGCUGAGCUGUAAUAAACUGAUUGUCAUAAACUUAAAUGUGCGUAUCGUGCAUUCUAUACCAAUUGCAAAAUUCAUAUGAAUAAUAAAAAGCUCUGUACAUAUACAUAAAUUUUUAAUGGCACAGUUGCCUUAGGAGAAACAAAAUCUUUCCGUCUUAACGAGUGAUACACAUACAAAUGUAAGAACAGUUUCUUAAAAUCGAUAUUGCUUUAUUGCUGGCUCGCGAUUCUUAGAUUUUGUACACCCACGACUGUACAUAACAAAUGCUGUAUAAGCGUAUCAACCUAAUCUCUUAAUUGUUGAAGAGGUUCGCCUCAAUGGUAAGAUAAAUUUUUGCAAUAUAAGAAUAACAGUUACUAAAGAUAUUACAAAUAUUAUAAUUAAAUUUUUAAUUUGUCUUGCUUAUUUGUACAAUGCCUUUGUAAUAAACAGUACUGUAAAUGUAUAAAUGUGAAGAGAAUGCAAUGUGCGAUGUUGGCAAUGUAUCCUUUAUAAAAAAAAAGAAGAAAAAUAUUAUAAGGAAUAGUUUUUUUCUUAAUGCUGUGAAAUUUUCGAUAAA
Vespula pensylvanica (western yellowjacket) is the source of this 3045-nucleotide messenger RNA. RefSeq names its product eukaryotic peptide chain release factor subunit 1 (gene eRF1). Gene Ontology annotation, molecular function: translation release factor activity, codon specific; sequence-specific mRNA binding. The record is from RefSeq and is a predicted model, not a curated record. The coding region runs from base 533 to 1843 and encodes 436 amino acids. Gene Ontology annotation, biological process: cytoplasmic translational termination. The transcript is spliced from 12 exons. Lineage: Eukaryota; Metazoa; Arthropoda; Insecta; Hymenoptera; Vespidae. Gene Ontology annotation, cellular component: translation release factor complex; cytosol.